ACUAACACUCCAAACAAGAUGGCGUUUGACUUGAGGGCCGAGAUCGAAGAGAUCCGUAGAAGAGGCGCUGUGCUCGGCCUAAACAACGAGCAAAUCAACUAUGCUAUCCUCAAAUCCCUAGGAGGGGAGUCUUCAGCUGCAACUGAGGAAAAGCCACCCAAAGCAAAGAAAAGAGGCCUUUGUCUGAAUAUAUGUAUAGCUGUCUUCCUUAUCCUUGUGCUUCUUGUAUCAACAUUCUUUGUUGUUUCUGUGGCUGCUAGCCACAACAAGGAGUUUGGACUGGCCCUGGGCCAGCGCUUCCUGGAAUGGCAGUAUCCUAUGGUGAGAAUUGCAAGAUUUGCAGCACUGCCUCUCCACAAGGUGUUUGAUUUAAGUGAGGCUUACAAGUGGGAGUGUAUAGUCAACAAUCCUGAAUAUGUCCCAGCUGGUCCGGAUUGUCAGAUUUGUGAGAAAGCAAUUAGAGUUCCAACCCGAUCAAGUGAGCGGCUGUCUGCAGAAAGCUUCAAGAAGAAGUACUUCAACCCUGGUUUUUCUGUCAUUAUUGCCAAUGUGUCAGGCUACAGUGAUAAAGACCAUACAUAUGAAGAGUUUGUAAACCUGUAUCGCGAGUAUAAGGAGGACAUGGAAAAAGAUGCAUGUGAGAUAUAUGAUGUGAAAAACAUUACAAGCCUUAGCAAGUUAUUAGAGGGCUGGAAUCAUUAUGACCCGCAUGGAAAAAUUAUUGCAUGGAAAAUGUGUUAUGGCAAAGGUUUCCGUGAGCUGCGGAAAAUGUAUCCAAGGCCAUACUUUGUGCAAAGUGAGGGAGCCUUGGACAAGUUCAUGUCCUUAAUGCAACCAGCCGGCCAAUACCCUGAAGGAAUUGAGAUACCUUCAGCUUCAUUUGAAAAUCUGUGGGUUGCUCAAGUGCAGGGCUCGUCCAAGAUUCAGUUGAAACCAGUUGAAGAUUGUGAAAACUGCGAAACAUUUGAGAUUCAUCUGGAUCAAGGGAAUGUCUUGUUCUUCACCCAACAAGUAUACAGGGUAUUUUUCUCUAAUGCUGGACAGACCCCAGGAAUCCUGUACGCAUCCUCAUUUGCCUGACUGUCCCUGAUCUGGUAGGAAUGUAGGAUAAACUUAUAGUACAGUAUGUAAUUAUUUUUGUUAAGGUAAAAGUGAGACUCAAAGGUCAUAGCUCAUACAGUAUGUAUCCAUCUCUUGCAGGGCCUGUAAAAAAGUUUGAAUAAACUCAGUAACAUAAUCAAA
Molecule: messenger RNA, 1242 nt
Organism: Nematostella vectensis (starlet sea anemone)
Lineage: Eukaryota; Metazoa; Cnidaria; Anthozoa; Actiniaria; Edwardsiidae
Exons: 6
Coding region: 19-1080 (353 amino acids)
Source: RefSeq, a predicted model, not a curated record